AUGGUUUCACAAGCAACAUCAUCGAGGUGGUCUCAGAACAUCCUCAGCUGGGUGACAGAACUGGUGGAGAACCGGGAACUUGACAAGGCGAGGAUCACCUUGCUGCUAGAGAAGGUCCUGGCAUUGGAGAAGGCCAGAGCAGCAGAUCAGGGGCUCCUGGAGACACUGAGGGCGGCGCUGGCUGGGAGGGAGGCAGAGCUGGAGCAGACAGCGCUGGAGGCCUCUCAGGCAGCGGAGAAGAGGGAUGCAGACCUGCAGGCGGCCCGGCAAGGCCUGCAGCGCUCUAUGCGCGACCUGUUGCAGAGCCGCACCCUUGUGCAGCAGCUGCAGGCGCAGCUGGACGCAAAGACGGUGCAGCUGCAGAUCAAGGAGAGCGAGGCCCAGACCGCUGCCGCUGUGGCCGCUGGGACGGACCGAGCGAUGAUGGGAGCUGCCGCGCAGCUGCAAGACAUCCAGGCGCAGCUCGACUCUUGCACCGCGCAGCUGCACGCCGCGGUCCUGGACAACCAGCGUCUGCUGGAUUCUUGGAACCAAGCAAAUGGAGAGAAGCUGGCCCUGCUGCAGCAGCUGGCAGACCCAAGCCGCACCCCAAUCGUCUCGGAGGCGGAUUGCCCCCUGGUCAAGCACCUGGGCUCCGGCGCCUGCGGGUCAGUCGACCUGCACCAGAUGCAGAUGGCGGUGAAGAAGGCUUCCACACCGCGGGACCAGCAGGUGCUCAACAAGGAGUCAGUCGCGCUGUUGUCCAUGAACCACCCGUCAAUACCAAAGCUUCUCUGCUUUGUGGCGCGCUCGGACGGCUCCUUUGGCCUCGCCAUGAACUUCAUCUCUGGAGGCUCCCUGGAGGAGGCCAUCUGGCCCGCCAGGGAGGGCACAGUGGGGAGGAGUGCAUUCGCGCGCCCCGGCAUCUACAUGCAGCUGUGGAUAAUGAUGCAGCUGGUGGACGUGCUGAUGUACGCCCACAGCAUGGGGUGGGUCCACGCGGACGUAAAGGCCGCCAACAUCAUGCUCACAGCGGACGGACGUGUCAUCCUCAUCGACUGGGGCCUGUCCUACAUGAUCUCUGAGCCGGACAAGAUGUGGAGGGGCACCAUCGGCACCUACCAGCCGGCGAACGUGCUGCACGGGUCCUUCAUGAGCCCCAAGGACGACAUUCGCGGCCUGUGCACCGUCGGCGUCAAUAUGCUGCAUGGGGGCCAUCCCGUCUGCAGCAAGCUGCUGCAGCGCUACCGGGCCACCAACGCCGACCCUGCCAACCGGGCUGCGAUCACUGACGCGAUCAAGGAGGCCCCAUCGGCGAACCAUGAAGACGAAGACGUCCGCGUCGCCUUUGCGGAGAUGAUGCGCCACACCGGCCUCUGCGAGGCGGACUUUGCCCCCUUCCUGCAGGAUGCGCGAGUGCCACAGGAGUAUGUCAUCAUUCUGCAGAGCGGCCUGGGCCACGAUGCGGCCUGCGCCAUCGAAGGCGCGAUGCCGACGCUGCAGGAAUUCAGGGCGGUGCUGCAGAGGGCCAUCUGCGAGGUGGAGGCCACCCAGCUGCCAACCGCCGUGCCCGCCAUGAUUGACUGA
Messenger RNA from Coccomyxa subellipsoidea C-169, 1566 nucleotides. Its product is annotated as kinase-like protein. The transcript has 9 exons. Gene Ontology annotation, biological process: protein phosphorylation. NCBI's taxonomy places the organism in Eukaryota, Viridiplantae, Chlorophyta, Trebouxiophyceae, Coccomyxaceae. The record is from RefSeq and is a predicted model, not a curated record. Gene Ontology annotation, cellular component: cytoplasm. The coding region runs from base 1 to 1566 and encodes 521 amino acids. Gene Ontology annotation, molecular function: ATP binding; protein serine/threonine kinase activity.